Messenger RNA from Diatraea saccharalis (sugarcane borer), 309 nucleotides. NCBI's taxonomy places the organism in Eukaryota, Metazoa, Arthropoda, Insecta, Lepidoptera, Crambidae. The record is from the annotation of a GenBank genome assembly.
AUGAAAUUGUAUACUGAUACGGUGUCAUCCAUAAACCGCGUACUCCGCAACCUAGCAGCUCAGAAAGAGAAGUCCAAUAACCAGCAGCCACCUUCAGACUGCACCACGCCUGUGUACGAGCGGCUCAGGUUGCUAGGAGCUCCGGGCUCCGCUCCGUCCUGGCCCCGACCUCCAUGGCCCACACAGAUCGAUGCGAGAACACCUCCUUACCAGCUCCACAGCUUGAGUCCUGGUCCUCAAGCAAUCGGGUGCAAUGGUGGUGACAUGACCGGAAUGAAAAAAGGUAUGUAUAAUACUAUUAAGAAAUAA